Molecule: messenger RNA, 1648 nt
Organism: Vigna radiata var. radiata (mung bean)
Lineage: Eukaryota; Viridiplantae; Streptophyta; Magnoliopsida; Fabales; Fabaceae
Product: lipoyl synthase, chloroplastic
Exons: 7
Coding region: 172-1266 (364 amino acids)
Biological process (GO): lipoate biosynthetic process
Cellular component (GO): mitochondrion; chloroplast
Molecular function (GO): lipoate synthase activity; 4 iron, 4 sulfur cluster binding
Source: RefSeq, a predicted model, not a curated record
UUUUUGUAAUUUUCUUUGCUUUGUUAAACCAUCCUCACCCGCUUCCAUUUUUAUAAACCGGUCUCAAGAAAACCACACAGAAUUUCAUUUUGUGGACGGAGAAACCAAUGCCUAAAACUACUACAACUUCUGCAUCAUCGCAAUUCAUCUCAAAUUUCCAUUCACAGUAAAAUGAUUCGCCAAUCUCUCUACAACACUCCUUCCGUCUCCUUCUCAACCCCGUCUCCCACUGCUCAUAAACGCCACCGUUUAGCUCCUCCAAGUUGGGGAACAAUUCGAUGCGACGCUUCGUCGGUGUCGGUAGAGAAGAAGGUUGUUGGGCCUGGUGGGCUGGGCCCGCACACGGGGCGAGACCCAAACGUGAAGAAGCCCGAGUGGUUGCGGCAGAAAGCUCCGCAGGGUGAAAGGUUCCUAGAGAUUAAGGAAUCCCUUUCCCAGUUGAAGCUCAACACUGUCUGUGAAGAGGCACAGUGCCCCAACAUAGGAGAGUGCUGGAAUGGAGGUGGAGAUGGGAUUGCAACUGCGACAAUCAUGCUUCUCGGGGAUACUUGCACACGUGGCUGUAGGUUUUGUGCUGUGAAGACCAGUAGAAAUCCUUCACCUCCUGAUCCUAUGGAACCGGAAAACACUGCCAAGGCCAUAGCAAGUUGGGGUGUGGAUUAUAUUGUCCUAACAAGUGUGGAUCGUGAUGAUAUACCCGAUGGAGGAAGUGGCCAUUUUGCUCAGACUGUCAAAGCCUUGAAGAAUCUCAAACCUGAGAUCAUGGUCGAGUGUUUAACCUCUGAUUUUCGGGGUGACUUGAAGGCUGUAGAAACUCUGGUUCAUUCAGGUUUAGAUGUCUUUGCUCACAACAUUGAGACAGUCAAACGCCUCCAAAGAAUUGUUAGAGAUCCUAGGGCAGGGUAUGAGCAAAGCCUGUCAGUUCUAAAGCAUGCAAAACAUAGCAAGGAGGGUAUGAUAACAAAAACGUCUAUAAUGCUCGGCCUUGGAGAAACCGAUGAUGAGGUGAAGGAAGCAAUGGCUGCUUUAAGGGCUAUUGAUGUCGAUAUUAUGACAUUUGGUCAAUAUUUACAGCCAACUCCCUUGCAUUUGACUGUCAAAGAGUACGUUACCCCUGAGAAGUUUGCCUUCUGGAAAGAAUAUGGGGAAUCUAUUGGUUUUCGUUAUGUAGCAAGUGGUCCAUUGGUGCGAUCUUCGUACAGGGCUGGGGAGCUGUUUGUCAAGACAAUGGUACGAGAAAAGACCAAGAAUGCCGGUGACUCAUAGUUGUCUUUGGUUCUGUGAUUAUAUACAACGGCAAACGAGGUUUUGGCAUGUGAAUUGCUGAGGAGGAAAAUGGUUAGGUGUGGAGAGAAAAUUCAGUUGUUUUGAAGUUAGGAAGCUUUAUGCAUUCUUUGAACCAGUAUUUUCAUAAUUUAAAUUCUUCAGUAACUUACUGGCAAUAUACGUAAGUUGAAUUGAGAGUAAAGAAGAACACAAAUUUGGAAAACAUCAUACAAAAGUAUAGCAGUUGAUUUACAUAAAGGAGGGUGUUUUCUCUUAUGCAUUUGAUUAUUGGUGGACUUGGAUGUUUUUGAUAGGUUACUCUUGUUGCCAUUUUAUUUGAUAAAAUUAUGUCUAAAAGAAAGUUCUCAGUAUUUGUGCUUAA